GGAUUUGAAAAAGUAUCAAUCAACAUUUGUUCGUUGAAUCGAUAGCAAGAUGUUCAAGUUUGUAACAGUCGUCGCCUUCCUCGCCGUGGCCGCCGCGUCACCCGACCCAGCUCUCAUCAGUACUGCUUCUUUGGCCUACUCGAACGGAUUCGCUCCAGCCCUCACAACCUACAGCGCAUCUGGAAACUUCUACAACCCUUCUCCUCUGGUCUACUCGUCCCCAGCUUUGGCCUACUCUGGUAACUACGGCAUCCCGCACUUUAUCAAGAAACGGUCUGUACCUCUGGUCAGUAGCUACAUCGCAUCAGCUCCCUGGGGCUUCGGCGCUGCUCCUCUGGGUACCACCUACGCAGCUACUUCCCUUGGCAGCCCCUACGCCACCGCCUACAACGCGCCCCUACUUCACUCUAGCCAAGUGUACACCACUCACUUAAUCAAGAAGCGUGCCGCCCCCCUGAUCGUGCCCUCAGCCUCCUACAUCGCUUCAGGAGCGUACCCCGCCUACUCCGCAUACUCUGCCGCUGCUCCUAUCUACUCUUCUCCCUACUACUCCUCUCCCUACUACGCAGGAUCUCCCUUAGCCUACACUCAAUUCAUCAAGAAGUAAGUGCGUAAAUAGAUUGCGCAAUAAUACAAUAAUACAGGACGUGCAUAAUAAAUACCUUGUUUGAGACCUUUGUACAUUUUUUGAAAUGAAUGUGUAAAUAAACGCCAUUGACAAAAUAA
Messenger RNA from Pieris napi, 726 nucleotides. RefSeq lists its product as uncharacterized. The transcript has a single exon. The record is from RefSeq and is a predicted model, not a curated record. NCBI's taxonomy places the organism in Eukaryota, Metazoa, Arthropoda, Insecta, Lepidoptera, Pieridae. The coding region runs from base 50 to 607 and encodes 185 amino acids.